Molecule: messenger RNA, 975 nt
Organism: Cyphellophora attinorum
Lineage: Eukaryota; Fungi; Ascomycota; Eurotiomycetes; Chaetothyriales; Cyphellophoraceae
Exons: 1
Coding region: 1-975 (324 amino acids)
Source: RefSeq, a predicted model, not a curated record
AUGCCAUGGUACUGGUGGGGCAGCUCCAACUCUGCCUCCUCCACCCCAGAAGAAGCACUCAACCCAGAGCUCAAGGAAUUCCUCAAGGAACAAUCACCUCGCCCCUAUCAAGCCGCAGAGCCUCCCAAACCGAAAGCACCUGUCGCUAAGGCACAACCCGAGAAGCACCUCCCCGACACCAACAAAAUCCACCCCGACCGCCCAGUCCCCGCCGAGUCCCUCUUCCCAGACGGCCGCUACGCCCACCUCUGGAAGACCUACACUCCCAGCGCCGAAAUCAAUGCUCAAACCCUCACCCCAGUCGACCGCAUAACCCAAGGCCGCAAAGACCGCACCACCUCCCUGCACCGCGCCGCACUAGAGAAUUGCGCCUUCGAAGACGAAGUCCGCACGCAAUGCCUCGCCGGGGUCAACAUGGCCAGUCGCUUCAAGGGCACGCUGACGAUGUGCGGCGAGGAGAGUCGAGCGUAUACGCGCUGCUACCAGUUGCAGGCCAAGUUCCUGCAGGCGUUGGGGUAUAUGUCGAGUCCGAUGGGCGGGAUGAGGGAUGCGGAGCAUGAAGAGAGGAUACAGAUGCAUGCGGACAAGUUGUAUCAUCGCAUGAUGGACUACGAGGCUGCGGUCGCACACGCGAAAGCGCAUUGUUUGCCGAUUCCGCCUUUGACGAGUGUCUUUGAUGCCUCGAGGCCGGCGCCGACGGCUGACCAGAUUGAGGUUCCGGAGAAUCUGCGCGCAAAGAUGAGCGGUACACCAUUACACGAGCUUCCACCACAGGAGCGUGAGCUAGCGGCUAGAGCGGCGCUGACGGAGGCAAAGAUUAAGCAUCAGGCGGCAGGGGAAGUGUUUGAGGGUCUGAAAGAGAUGAACGAGGCGCGUAUGCGGCGGCAGGCGAUGAUCGCCAGGUUUGUUGGAGAGCCAAUUGCCAAGUUCGUCGUCCCGGAUGCCGACGAGGCGGCUGAUAGGGGAAAGACUUGA